AUGAGGAACUCCAUCGCACUAAUUGCUCUCUCCGCCGUUGGAGGACUAUGUGCUCACGGCGAUGAAGCGAGCACGGAGAUGGGCCCGGCUGCCUUUUUGUGGCCACCCGAUCGUCUCUGGGGUGCAGCAUACGACAACAAUGCGCCCUGUGGCUCAUCAACCGGGGCUGUGAACCGAACAAACUUUCCACUGAUCAACGGCAAGCUCGCACUUGUACUUCAAGACGAGUCAUGGAAUGUGCAAGUUGCGAUCUCCCACAAGAGCAACCCGACUACGAAUGACGACUUCGAGUCGUUCAUUAACGGCUCUGCUCUUUCUGACAUCAAGCCAGGACAUGAAUGCUACUCUGUCCCCAAUCCAUCUAUCGAUAUAGAAGAGGGAAUGAACGCUACCUUCCAGAUCAAAUACACCUCAGAUUUUGAUACCGAUAAAAACGAAACCUACUACGCGUGCGCGGAUGUCACGUACAUUGCAGCGAGCAAGUUCACCUACCAAGUCCCUUGUUUCAACGUGACGUCGGAUGAGUUUACCGAUGUUACAGCCACAACCACGGCCACAGCCGGGGCUACUGCUACUGGAGCGUCGGGCGCAACGAAGAACACAGAUACCACGAGUGAAAAAAGCUCUGGUCUUUCAGGAGGAGCUAUUGCAGGUAUUGUGGUUGGCUCAGUGGCUGGAUUGGCUAUUGGUGUUGCCUUGCUUUUCUUCUAUAGAAGGCUUUUGCAGAAGUAUCGCUUCUUCCGGCAAAAGGCUUCCACCCGAAAUGUGGACUGGAAUGAGGAGGCACCUCAGCACAAAGUUGACGAUGAGAUUCCAAUUGGGCUUCGUAAGAUUAGGUGA
Molecule: messenger RNA, 840 nt
Organism: Penicillium crustosum
Lineage: Eukaryota; Fungi; Ascomycota; Eurotiomycetes; Eurotiales; Aspergillaceae
Exons: 3
Coding region: 1-840 (279 amino acids)
Source: RefSeq, a predicted model, not a curated record